AUGGCGGCACCCAUGGAAAACGUGGCCGGUGAAAUGUCAGCUGAAGAAAACGAAGUAUUCUGUCAGAUUGAGGCGACUGUACCGACUGGAUUUGAAGUUACAGCAAAGCUUGAAGCUCUUGAAGUAUUCAAAACUGAAGUUAAAAUUGCUAGAGGUCACAUCGUGAUCAGAGUUCCAAUAAAGGAUGUCAAAAAGGUAUUGGAACUUGGCUGUGUGGACAACUGUUUUGUCAUUAUGACAGAACUAAAGAAAUUUCCAUUUGCUGAUGAUGAAAUGAAGUGUAUGUCACAGCUACGGAACCUUGUUCCUGAUCUGGAUUGGGAUGUGGGCCUGCAGGCUUGGAAUAAAGUCUAUGACUUUCCACAUUCCAUUGCCUCUCGUCCGUCUGUCAUACCAGCUGAUCUUGGUGAACCAAUCAGCACAAAACACAUCUUCAGACCAAAGAAAGAACCUAAACGGCCUGAAGCCAAAGAUUCUCGUAAAAAACUUUGGACUGCAAAGCGCAAGGACAAAAAGAAACGUAAAAUAGACAAUAUAUCACCACAGGAAACUGACAAUGUAAAAACAGAAGAAUGUCAAAGUGAUGUACCAAAACAUGAAGGUCAAGGUAACAGCCAACCAGAUGCAGGAAUUGAGUCAUGUCACACAGAUUCUAGUGUCAAUGACAAAACAUCAACAGACAGAAAGAUUGACACUGACAAAAUGGUGGCUGAUCAGUCAGUUACAGAAACAACAGCAGGUGAAGCUCCACCAGUAGCAGAAUCAUCUCAAGCCGAAGAAGGACCGUCCAAAAAGCCAAAAGUUAAAAUUACUUCCUGGGAUCCAAAUAUGCCAGCAUUCCGUGUGACCUGUAAACGAGCAGGAGCAAAUCAUAAGUUUGACUCAAUGUGUGCUGCUUCAAACUUCGGGGCAGCUAUCAACAACUACUUCAACUGGAAUGUCGACAUGAUAAAAUUUGACAUUGAAGUGGUGCUAAAUAUCAGUGAGAAUGACAUACGUGUGUGUCUUGCCCUCACUAGAGGUAGUUUACACAAGAGGAAUAUUGUCUCAUUUGGUCCAACUACACUCAGGUCCACCAUUGCUUACAGUAUGUUAAGAUUGUGUGAAAUAAAGCCUGGAGAUGUUGUCUGUGAUCCCAUGUGUGGUACUGGAAGUAUCCCAAUAGAGUUGGCACAAAAUUGGAAAAAUAACUUUGUCAUUGGUGGUGAUGUCUCAAAAAGAUUCCUCGCCAGAGCCAUUGAAAAUAUAGACGGUGUAAACAACAAGAGGGCAGAAAAACAAAGGGGCACAGUUGCUGCAGACCUAAUGCAUUGGAAUGCAAAGAAGCUGCCCUUGAGGAAUAGCUGUGUGGACGUGUUCAUCUCUGACUUGCCAUUCGGAGUGAGGAUGGGAUCAUUUGCCAAGAACUGGAAACUGUAUGCUGACUCCAUGGAGGAAAUGGCUAGGGUGUGUACCCCAAAAACGGGACGAGCAGUCCUCCUAACACAGGACCAGAAGUGUAUACAUAAGACUAUGUCCAUGUUCACCAAGUACUGGACCAGAAAGGCAACUGUGGGCAUCAACCAGGGUGGCCUGGCCGCAGCAGUGUAUGUCCUUGUCCGCACAGCUGAGGCCUACAGUCAAAGUGAACAAAAAACAGACACCAGUGCUUCUAUAGGAACAGAGAAUGAAUCACAAGUGAAAAUUACAGAGGACAAUUGAUGAUAAACUUAUCUUUAUUUAGAUGAUCACUUAACAUAAGUGUUGCUGUCACCAGACUGAACAUCAGUGUUGUUAGUUUUGAAAUGAUAUCAUAUUUCUUUCACUUGAUUCAGCAUUAUAAAAUGGUUUUAGUUUGAAUCUGCUGUCACCAUGCUAUAAUGUUAUGUGUGUAAAUUUAUUAAGGAUGCUUUCUGGGAACAUAUUUCACAUCUUUAUCAUAAGCUUUCAAAGCUUUCAUUUAAAGACAUGGGUGUUACUGAAAGUUUACCAGAAUGUGAUGAAGUUCAUGCAUGUGAAUGGAAACCAUUGAAUUAGUUUUGCAUUCCUAAUAAAAGAUGUUUUAUUUGAAAAACUUAUUUCUAUUUGUAAGCAGAUUAAAUUGAAAUAAGGAGGCAAAAAAUUACUUUCCCUUUCU
Molecule: messenger RNA, 2116 nt
Organism: Ylistrum balloti
Lineage: Eukaryota; Metazoa; Mollusca; Bivalvia; Pectinida; Pectinidae
Product: tRNA (guanine(6)-N2)-methyltransferase THUMP3-like
Exons: 9
Coding region: 1-1701 (566 amino acids)
Biological process (GO): tRNA methylation
Molecular function (GO): RNA binding; tRNA (guanine) methyltransferase activity
Source: RefSeq, a predicted model, not a curated record